This is a messenger RNA of Spea bombifrons (plains spadefoot toad), 1600 nucleotides long. RefSeq names its product solute carrier family 35 member A3 (gene SLC35A3). The record is from RefSeq and is a predicted model, not a curated record. Gene Ontology annotation, molecular function: UDP-galactose transmembrane transporter activity. Gene Ontology annotation, biological process: pyrimidine nucleotide-sugar transmembrane transport. The transcript is spliced from 8 exons. Gene Ontology annotation, cellular component: Golgi membrane. NCBI's taxonomy places the organism in Eukaryota, Metazoa, Chordata, Amphibia, Anura, Pelobatidae. Bases 75 to 1130 code for a protein of 351 amino acids.
CCUGCUUGUCUUAUACAAGCAACUUCAGGAAAUUCUGCAUUUUCUUUUAACUUCUUGAGACCUCGGACAUUGGAAUGCCUGACAGUGAGCAAAAGGACACAGCAGCAGAACCCGAGUCUACACAAUCUCAGGCUAAGCCUGAUCUCGGCAUGGCGUCGCACCUCAAGUAUAUCUCUCUGGGAGUUCUGGUCUUCCAGACUACUAGCUUGGUCCUGACCAUGCGCUACUCCCGUACGUUGAAGGAAGAGGGUCCUCGAUACUUAUCGUCUACUGCUGUGGUGGCCGCAGAGGUACUGAAGAUUGUGGCCUGCGUCCUCUUGGUCUAUAAAGAUAACAAUUGCAGUAUUCGGGUGUUAAAUCGAGUACUUCAGGAUGAGAUCAUCAAUAAACCAAUGGAAACUUUAAAGCUCGCAAUACCCUCUGGCAUCUACACGUUGCAGAAUAACCUGCUUUAUGUCGCCCUGUCUAACCUCGAUGCAGCCACAUAUCAGGUCACAUAUCAGCUAAAGAUCCUCACAACCGCGCUGUUUUCAGUGACCAUGCUUCAGAGGAAACUUACGCGGAAUCAGUGGAUUUCACUGUGUAUACUGAUGGCUGGUGUCACAUUGGUUCAGUGGCCCAGUGACUCUAACAGUUCUCCAUCGAAAGAAUUAUCGGUCGGCUCUCGAUUCGUAGGUCUCAUGGCUGUGCUCACUGCUUGCUUUUCAAGCGGCUUUGCUGGCGUCUACUUCGAAAAGAUCCUUAAAGAGACUAAACAAUCUGUAUGGAUACGGAAUAUACAGCUUGGAGUCUUUGGUGGGAUAUUCGGUCUGAUGGGAGUGUUUAUUUACGAUGGGGAACGUGUGUCUAAGGAUGGAUUCUUCCAAGGCUACAACAAUCUGACGUGGGCGGUUGUAGCUCUGCAGGCUCUGGGCGGUCUGGUCAUCGCUGCCGUUAUUAAAUACGCGGAUAAUAUCUUGAAAGGUUUUGCUACGUCUUUGUCCAUCAUUCUCUCAACACUGAUUUCCUACUUCUGGCUGCAAGACUUUAUUCCAACCAGUGUAUUUUUCGUUGGAGCGAUGUUUGUGAUUUCGGCGACAUUUCUUUACGGCUACGUCCCCAAACCGUCCGUGAACCCAAUCAAAGCAUGAGGGCCGGAGAGUGGAGAGUUACGGCCCCUUCUCUGCUGUUCCAUGUUGUAGGAGGAACGGGGCAGAGUGAAGAGGAAAACUCAAGCCAGAUGAUGCUGCUGAGCGUGACCCAGCCACGAGACGAGGACGCUCUCUUGUGCAUUGGACGCUAAUUUAUUUUAAAAUAAAAAUGAUAUAUUUUUUUUGUUAAUACUUGAACUUGGAGGUAUCGAUUUUACAAUUUGGUGUGCAACUUUCCUGAUCAAAUUUUUAUUUUUUUGUACGCCUUCUGAUAUUUAAUCUUUCCAUUUUUCUUUACGGUUACGAGGCUGGCGUGCCAGUCUUCGUCCGACCUUCUGUCAAAUUUUUAAAACUUUAAGACUUGCUUACCAAGCUACGGGAUGGGUUUUGUAAAUGGCCAGUGAGUGUCUCAACAGGCUUCGCAAGCGGGGAUAUCAUAUGUAAUAUAAACUAAGAAAAGAAAAAUUAAA